Phaeodactylum tricornutum CCAP 1055/1 is the source of this 5326-nucleotide messenger RNA. RefSeq lists its product with no specific name. The coding region runs from base 362 to 5326 and encodes 1654 amino acids. The transcript is spliced from 2 exons. The record is from RefSeq and is a predicted model, not a curated record. NCBI's taxonomy places the organism in Eukaryota, Bacillariophyta, Bacillariophyceae, Surirellales, Neidiaceae.
AUCCGGGUGUCUUGUGUUAUUUCCGGGUGCUACAGCUUAUUUGAUGCGCCCAAUGGAAUCGCUUACUGGAACAUUUGCAACCUACGAAGCCCGAUUUCGUUUAUAUUCGCUGGCGCACCGACCGACGUUCCUUUUGGCGACGCGACGUACCAUUUUAUCGCUCCGUUCGGUAUUAACAACUGGCGACGUUUAGGGGUUUCCUUCGUUCCGAGCGUAGUCCGGUGUAUCUACCGGUGAUCCCAAUCCAGCAGCAGCACACACACACAUUCUCUGGCGUGUGCCUGAUCCUAGAGCCAUAUUGAUUAGACAAAACAGCUGCGAACGCCGUAGAUCUAAGCAACUUCACAGCAUCAACGUCACGAUGAGGAUGGCGACGGAUGCUCCCACCGCUGCACCGUCUCGUACGGAGAUGUCCAGUGCACCGUCCGAAGCCGACGUCGAAACCUUACUCUCGCAACGGUUACUCCAAGGUUUUUUGUUGUUGGAGCAACCUUGCCCCGUGUGUGCGACGCCACUCGUCCGACAAGAGGACCCGUUGCCGUCCGACGACAAUGCAUCGGCAGUUUCUGCCAUUGAACCCAUCCAGGGUGUCCCAUUUUGUGUAUGUUGUCGGGCGCAUGUCGUCACGCAAGAAUCGGAAAUUGCUCUGCUCUCUGGCGAUUCGGUCGACGAAAAUGAAUCAGGCGUGGGGCACAAACCCCGUCCCGUCAAGGGUAGUAUUUUGGUGGCUGUUCCUUCCCACUCCGUUACCCCGCCCGUUGCCAGCCAGGGUGGUCAACGUGACCAAGGUGACGAUUUCGAGGAAGACUUUCUCGAAAUACUGACGGAAAAUGACAGUACAAUCGCCACCGUGGAAGAUGUGAAGGAAACGAAGCCGCAAUCGAUUGAAAGACCUCACGUUGCUCCCGAACCUCACACAAAGCCGUCGCCCCCCACUGGUCGAAGCGUGGACAGUUCCACCCAGGCCACUGCCAAAGUCUCUCAAGUCGUGUUAGACGACCUGAACGAAGACUCUAUUGAACUGGUCCGGCAGCCAACCAUGGCAAGUGUCCAAGGAGAAAUCGACCGGGAUGAUGAAAUCGUCUGUACAACAGAUGAUCAGGACAAAGAGAUUCUUGAAAUUGAAGUCAUCACCAAAGUUCAUUCCAUGCUGGAUGCCAUGGAGGAGUUGACCGUCGAUGGCUCGUAUAUGGCUGGUUCAGUUUACAAUAGUGAAGAUGAGCAUCACGGUGACGAGAAUGGGGAAGAGACAGAGUUUAUCGUCGGUCUCCAGAAAGAAAAAGAAAUGUCCGCUGGCGUCACAACCGAGGACGCAAAAUCGUCCAAUACCUCGGACAAGUCUGGGAAGCCAAGCAGAGAAUCCUUGUCACCUUCAGCCCGAAUUGCGCAACGUAACCUCCUUGACUCACGUCACCUCGUUUCGGAAGAAGAUCGACCCUACUGGCCCGACUACGCGGAACGACGCCAAAUCGCGACCAAAAUUCUGGCGGACAAAAUGAUGGAGGGUCUGGAAUUGCGCGAAGAACAGUGCCAACGCUGUAGCAUGCCGAUCAUGAACGAGGGGCAGUCUGAUAGCUCAGGCUUCUGUACCGUCUGCCCAGUGCUCGACGAAAAUAUGGCCACGAAGAGGCUGGAGGAUGAAACACAGGUAGAGCUCGCACGUCGACGAGUCGUCCAAGAGGAAGAAAAGCAGCGACUGGCCCAAAAGAAAUUGGAAUUGGAAAAAUCAAUCGACAUCCAACGCAAGCUGCGGGCCAAAAAGCACUCUAAACUUGACCAAGUCAAGUCUCGAGCAGUGUCUAUGGCGCUGGUUGUAGCAGCUUCCACGACGUCCGUGGAGGUAACGACAGCAAACAACAAGUCAUCUAAAGUGUCGCCUUCUUCUCAAAGCCCGAGCUCCGUUGAAACCCCUGCCCUCUGUCCAAAACAAGAAAAAGAUGAGGCCUCCAAAGCUGCAAUGGAUUCAGUCGAUGCUCCCCAGGAAGAGCGUCAAGGCCAAAACUCAAAAGCUGCCGACAACAUUGAAAAGGACGAAGAGUCAACAUUGCAACAAGCGAAGACCACGGGCGCUCAGUCAAUCUCGACGAAUCCGACGGCUGUGUCUACCUUAGUCCAAGCAAAUACCAUGUCUGACAUCCACACGCCUAAGCUGAUGGAGCUCAAUGUGAAAACGGUCGAAGUACCUGAUGUGUCAAUGCAGCGCUCAGUCGUUACAAGAGAUUUGCAGCCAGCAGAUUGCGUGGAAGCAACGUUGGGUCCCCUAAAGUUUCUCGACUCAGACCAUUUCUCCGUCAUUCCACCAUUGCCUCUCCAAAAAAUGAAAGUAGAGAAGGAAGCUGCUCACUUAUUGCGUGAAGUAGGCAAAGCGGAAGAGGCAAAACGGGAGUCACUCCGUGUGCUCGACGAGGCCACCAAAGCGCACACGGAAAAAAAGAAUCGCGCAGUGGAACUUACAGAGGAAAUCGCACGAGAGCAGACACUUGUACUCAAAGAAACGGAGCGCCUGCAACAGCUUGAAGCUCAACAGCUUGAGCAGAAUAGAACCCGUACCAGCAGAUCAGCGUCUAUCAGCAAUAAAGACAACGAAGAACUCAAACUACAAGCAGAAAUUGAGAAAGCAGAGAAAGCACGCGAUGCCGCGGAAUUUGAAAGGCAACGCCUUGCAGAUGAAAAGCAGGCUCUAGAAGAGUCAAAUUUGCUUUCGGAACUAGAAAAAGAUGCCAACAAGAAACAGAGAGAAGCUGAGGAGGCCAUGGGACGCGCAAAGGCUGCGAUCGAGAAGGUAGUUGCUGUCCAGCGCAAAAUAUUUGCGAAGACAAUAGCUGCUGGGGAGGUGUCAGUUGUCGCUGAGGCGGAGAAAAUUUCACGCGCAGAUACAGAAGACUACCACGAGCGAAACAUAAAGCCUUCGGCGUCUGAAGUUUGUCGGGAGCGCUGGGAAACACUCCGGUGCGAAAGCAAGGCCGUCCGAACACGAAGACUAUUGUCAGGCUGGACAACCCUUCCAGAGCUUUGCAGGGGACAGGAAUGCCAGAGCUCGCCUCUUAUCACUAAUUCGGAGGAGAAAGAAUGUGUUGUCUGUGGAGGCUGUGGUAGUGGGCGUGACGGCGCCUACGCUCAAAUGAUCAAUGGCGACGAUGAAAGCGAAGAUGGAUGCUCUCAAAUUAUUCUCCUUCAAGAGACAACGCCUUCCGUUCUCAGCUUUCCUACAGACUUUGCUGGGACUUUCAGUGUCGAAGAACAUACUACUGCUAUCUUGUCGCCAACUCCGAGAAAAUGUGUGGAAGAGAUCCAUAAGGAUUUCGAAAGGAAGCGCAAUGCGGUCAGUAAGGAAAUUGGAAAGAAAAUGCUUCAGGGAUGGAUCUUAUUAGACUUGUCAUGUCCAAAUUGUGUCAUGCCCUUGAUGACUGAUGGAGAUGGAGAAAGAGAGAUUUGUAUCUUGUGCGGGGAUGUGGGUCAAUUUGGCAACUAUGAUGAUAGCACCAAAGCCACAUCGGUGGCAACCACUGUUGAUAAGACGGUGCCGUAUGCUCAAUUAAAUGCGAGUGACAAAAUUGAAGUCAUGUCAUCACGCGACUGCUCUACCGUUGGGUUGAAUACUCUUUCAACAAAAGAAAAUCGGAAGAUCUCAUGCGUGCUGAGUACGCACACUUCACGCGAAGCGGCAGAAAUACCUCGGGCAGCCGUAGAAUCAGCAAAAAAAAAUGCGAAAGGGGCUCAUUCUGUAGAAAGCCAAGUACCUUGUAAAAAUCAGCAGAGUACAGGUGAUGAAGUCAACUCACUUUCUAUCACUGCAAAUUCCGGACCAAAUUACGUAAAGAAAACCGGUAAUGCAGCAAAAACGAGGCUCCCUGCUGUUGUCGAGGAAGAUCGAACAAGUUUAGAGACAUCUCUUUGUCCGAGUAGGUCUCGAAUUGGGAAUGUUGAAUCGAAAUCAGCUCCUGGAAAGGGCAAACUCCAAACUCAUCGCAAAUUGGACCCCUCCCCGAGGAGUAGCUUCAAUCAGAAGAAGCCAAGUCUGAACGCGUGUAAGGAGCCACCAUCUACCAUUAAGUCACCGACUGUUCGUUCCUUUUCGGAUUCGUUCGAGAUGUCGAAACGAAUUCAGGGUAGCCACCAGCGUCGACACCGUAAGGAUCCUGAAGUUUUGGUCACAAGCACAUCUGCUGAAACCAAGGUUGUUGAACCCGCGUCUUCUAUGGACUUGAGUUUGGGCGGCGAUCUAGCAUCCUCUACUAUCGCUUCGCCAAGCAGUAUAAGAAACAAAGCAGGCAGGACACAAUCAGACACCAAGCGGUCAGCUGCAAAUUCCAUAAGUCAUAUAUUGAGUCCGAAGAACCGUCACCGGUCCGAAACUCUUCGUGGAGACCCUCCGGCCAUUCAAGGAUGUUCACUGGGAAGGCGAAACGCGAAAGAAGUUGAAGGUAGACGAGCAGAUGAGCUUCCCACCGAACAUUCAAAAACCACUCAUGAUACGCCAACGUCUGAAGGGGACAGCCAGAGCAAAGUGGAAUGGACCAGAAAAUUGGCAGAAAGUAACGAUGAAAAUCGCGAAAUUGCUGCCGAAGGCACGGAUGACCAUCCUAUUACAGAUGAAGGCCGAUUCGAGACAAACGAGUGUAUUCGAGGGAGCGAAGACAACAACGGUGUACAGCAGAUACCAAUCGACUUCAAUAGGGGUAUCGAGCAGCCUAUUGGAGAUCUCAUUACAGUUGCAAAAGCUCGUCAGCCUUGCUAUACGGAUAUGAGUGUCCGCACUCCAAUGGACGACCAAUCGAGUAAGGGCAUUCCUCUUCACGCGCUACACUUACCAUCACCGGGAAUGACGGCAGCAUCAGCUCCAUACUUGUCACCCACAAGCUACAGAGAAUCUGCACCUGCUUCUGUAGCCCCGACUCUUGGUAGUUUCCGUCCCAGAAUUACUCCCGAAACAUCUAGGAGAGACCGGAAAAGGACACUGCUCUCCGGUCUCCGCCCCGCGUUUCCUUACCAAUCUGGAAUACUCCACAGCAAAGCGAAGCCCCCACAGUCCGAUUUUGUUGUGUAUGGCGGACCGCUUGAGACACCGGAGCUGUUGGUAACUGGGACCAACGCGUCGGUCACGUCCGAAGCGAUCGACACUCUCUUAGCACGGAUUGAAGAGACCAAGGCCCAAUUGGAAGAGCAUCCUGACGGAGACAACUUGGAAAAUCAAAACCGUCUGUCGCAACUUUUAGCAAAUUUGGCUUCGGCAGCCGAAGCCAUGCAGCGGUUCGAUGAGCUAGAAGCUAUUGACAGAUUCGAUGAAAUGACAGAUACCUGGUGUCGUAGCGCGGAACGAAUUUGA